Closterium sp. Naga37s-1 is the source of this 729-nucleotide messenger RNA. NCBI's taxonomy places the organism in Eukaryota, Viridiplantae, Streptophyta, Zygnematophyceae, Desmidiales, Closteriaceae. The record is from the annotation of a GenBank genome assembly.
AUGCACUCCCGUCUCCUUCUCUCUGGUCUUCCUAGGUCUCUGCCUCCCCUCUCGCCUGCCCCUCCCUGCCUUCCCUGUGUCGAGGGGCGGCAGCACGCUGCUCCUCACUCCUCCUCGUUCCCCCCGACAGAGGCUCCCCUGCAGACUCUCCACCUGGACGUGUGGGGCCCAGCCCGCGUCCGUGGACAGGGCCACGAGCGGUACUUUCUGCUGGUUGUCGACGACUACACGCGUUACACCACGGUCUUCCCCUUGCGCCGCAAGGGGGAGGUCCCUGUCCAGUACGCUGCGCAUCAGCUCAACCUCUGGCCCCGUGUCUCCUUGCCGGAGACCUCGCCCACACUGCGUUGGACGGGGGAGGUUGGCGAUGUGUCGGUGUUCCGGGUCUGGGGAUGUCGAGCCUUUUUCCGCGAUACGUCCGCGGACAAGCUCUCCUCCUGCGCUGUUCCCUGUGUCUUCCUUGGCUUUGUCCCUGACGCGCCUGGCUGGCAGUUUUACCACCCCACCUCGCGUCGUAUCCUGCCCUCUCAGGACGUCACGUUUGACGAGUCGGUUCCCUUUUACCGUCUCUUCCCCUACCGCACUGCCCCUCUCCCUCCCCCGCCGCUCUUCCUCGCACCAGACCCUGUUGAGGUAGCUGUCGACUCUGGUGCUGCUAGAGGUGCUACGUCUGGGGGUGCUGCGCCUGCGGGUGCGGGGCCUGGGAGUGCUGAGCUUGAGCGUGCUUAG